UCUGCUCCUCUCUUUCCUCUAAAAUCACUAAAAAUCUCAACACAGAGAAUACUUAAUUGGAAUGGCUUCCUGCUCGAAUUCUAAGACAGAGAAAGAAGCUAGUCCUUCUCCCAAUCCAUCAUCUUCGGAAAAGAUCGGUGAUCAUUCGGAACUCGAACGAGUCUUCGGCCGAUUCGAUGUGGAUGGCGAUGCAAAGAUCUCAUCGGCCGAGCUUCGACUUAUCAUGAGGGCUGUCGGCGAGGAGAUGAGCCUCGAGGAGGCCGAGGCGGUGGUGAGGUCGGCCGACAAGGACGGCAACGGGUUGCUGGACCUGGAGGAGUUUGUGGGGUUGGUGGGGGUGGAGGAAGAGGAGAAGGAGAGGGAGCUGAUGGAGGCGUUCGGGAUGUACGAGAUGGAGGGGGAGGGGUGCAUCACGCCCAGGAGCCUGAAGCGGAUGCUGAGCCGGCUGGGCGCGUCCAGGGAGCUGGAGGAGUGCCGGGCUAUGAUUUGUAGGUUUGACCUUAAUGGGGAUGGGGUGAUUAGCUUUGACGAGUUUAAAGUCAUGAUGAUGUAGUCCUGCAAGCAGCAGCCUCUAAAUCUGAGUUUCUCCUCUUCUUGCAGCAUAUAUAGGAAUGU
Phoenix dactylifera (date palm) is the source of this 615-nucleotide messenger RNA. RefSeq names its product putative calcium-binding protein CML19. NCBI's taxonomy places the organism in Eukaryota, Viridiplantae, Streptophyta, Magnoliopsida, Arecales, Arecaceae. Gene Ontology annotation, molecular function: calcium ion binding. The record is from RefSeq and is a predicted model, not a curated record.